AUGCCAGUCGCUGAAGCAGACGCCGAAGCUGCUGCUGCUGCUGCUGCUGCAACUGCUGCUGUCGCUGUCGCUGCUGCGCCGGUAGAGGCUUCAACACACUCUCCUGGGAAUGACGAUACCAUCAGACUCGCUUCGCCACUCUCGACUCCAACAACGGCCACGAGCCCCGUGUCGCCGACCUUCCUGUCUGUUGCCGGCCGAGUCAGCACGCCCUUGAGCCUGUUUGUCGACUCUGCACCCAGCAGCGGUAAGAAGAAGUCGUCCACGAGCCCCGGGUCUGAGUCUGCUGCGGCAGUGCGCCAGCGCUAUCUCGCCAUGUCGCCCACGGCCUCUGCCAUUGCGCCGGGCGCUGCGAGUGCCGAUACAAGAGAGUCGAAGCUCGCAGAGGCGGGCAAAACUGAAGCAGAGGCAGAGGCAGAGGCAGACACAGCAACAGAGAGCAUGCGACGGUGGGCGCUGCGAGAACAAGAGCAACAGCAAGAACAAGAGCAGGAGGAACAGGACGAGGCGGGCUGGAGAGAAAAGAACCUGAGCACGAGCGCAGGCUCAGGCUCAGGACCACCGCUGCCAUGGUCUCCCAGCAGCACGACCAGCAAUUCUAAUAUCAUUGCAGCAGCAGCGCUCUCUCCUACCGCUGGCGACAUUAAGCAUGACGCCUCCAGAGGCGUCAUUUCCGCUCCCUUGCCCCUGGGCCCCAACCGACACGAGCGCCCCUCGAUUACUGCCCGGGAUUCGGACAUCGCGACCAUUACGGGUGCUAAUAGUAGCAGCACUACUGGCAUUGCCACCGUUGCCAGCGGCAGUAAUCCAGGCUCUCGGACGGCCACCGUUCGUAUCCCUGCUGCGCCCGAAGAGGCUCCAUUGCACACGGGCAGCGUGCAGCCGGGCACCAAGCUGGCCCAUCCAAAGCCCAUCCUGCACAUUGCUACCGACAUCUCGUCGCCGUCGAAACACAGCCAUCACUCCGACCUGCUCACCCGCUCCGCGUCUGCCGUCAGCAACGUCGCCCAUCUCGAAGCCACGGCCGAGCGCCUGUCCAUGACCAGCAGCAUCGACGAUGCCAUCCGCGAGCUGCACUGCGAACUGAAGCGAAGCGAUAGUAGACGAUCCUCCAUCCUCGCCGCCAGGGCCGCAUCCGCCGACGAGCACUCGACGCGCCUCCGCCGAUAUCCCUCCAACUCCUCCUCCUCCGCCGCCGCCGCCGCUCGACAAAGAGGCUACUCGCCUGCCUACGUAAUGUCGCCGACGAAUUCCCUCACGGGCCGCAUGCGGUCGGGCUCCAACGCCUCGGCCGGCCGCCCGGAGCACGAUGCCAUCAACUCCAUCCUGUCCCGCCACGGCCCGGGCAAGAGCUCCGUCAGGAGCGUGCGGUCGGCCAAGCCCUCGCUGGCUGAGAUAUCCGAGUCCGAGCCCAUCUCCCUGACCCAGCACGUGCUGGACCAAGUCGACGCCGUGCCCCCUUUUGAGCACGCCGCCGCCGCCAGCUCCAGGAGCAUCAUUGAGCAGGACGCUGUUGGCGUCCCGCAGACCGACGAGUUCCACGACAUGCUCGAGGGCGGAUUUAGAAGCCACAGGGCCUCCAAUCUGGUCCUCGUAAACCCGGACCUGCCCUCUGAUUACGAAGAACACGAAGACUACGAGGCCGAGCGGCCCAUGACGGCCAACUCCACAAAUACCUUCCAGGUGGCCCAGGACGCGUUUGUCGACUUUGACGGCGCCCACUGCGAGACGGACAACGAGGAUGAUCGUUUCGCUACGGCCGACAUGGGGUCGCGCUCGCAGAAGCGAGACAGGCUGUCCGACAUGCACCAGCACCAGCAGCCGACCCAGCUGCCUCCUCCUUCCCAGAUGAUGCCCCAAUCUCAGACCCAACCUCCUGUCGACGAGGACGACCUUAUGCCCACCCCCCAACAGUCCUCGGCCGAGUUCGUGAGACCGCAGUCUUACUUUGAUCAUCACACCGGCCAGCACAUGCUGUACUACCCGGCUCGUGUUCCCGCCAUGCUCAACCUGCCGCCCAAGCUGUCCAACAAGCCUAAGGCUGCUGACCGAAACCAGCGACGCUCGGAGAUACUGAGCGCCAUGAUGCAGCCCAAGGAGAACAAGAGAAAGUCGGUAGUCCCCGACCUGGACAAGUUUGCCUUGCCUGAUCCUCUGUCUGGCCACCGCAAUUCAUUCGCCGCCUUGUCUGUGGCAGACAGGCUGGAGGAUAUCGACGAUGCGACCACGCCCACUCCGUUCCUCGAGGAACCCGCGCCUCAAUCCCGGAAUGGAUCCGCACCCUCCCUCGAGGAUCUUCGCCGGCCUCAGCGGCUGUCCAAGAUGGACAAUGACAAUCGCAAGUCGAAUAUGCCCAACCUAGAGAACAUCCCCCCGCACCUCCGUGCCAGCGUCUUCUUCGAGCAGCCGUCUCUUGAGCUUCCUGAAAUCGAGGUCAAGGAUGGAUCAGCCAUGGCUACACUGGAGAGCAUUCUCGAUGCCUCGGCCACCGCCCCUGUCAGUGCCUUUACUGAUCACCUGUAUGCCGGCAAGCUGGGCUCCGAAGUCUACGGCAAGGAGAAGAAGAAGGCGUCCAAGCACAAGUCGCAACAGCUCUCCACCAACACCCUGGGGGUUGCGCUUGCUGAAUCAGCGCCCAAGGAGCAGUCGACAAUCAGGCUGCUGACCAAACGAAGCCAGAGCAGCUUGUUUGGAAGGGCUAACAAGGGCCCAGAUCCCAACGACGAUGCUCAUGAUGCUGCCAAUGAAGAUGAAGAAGAAGAGCAUGGGCAAGAGGAGGAGGAGCUCGAGGAAGGAGUCCUUGAUGGAAUGCCCACGACGCUCCUUGGUGAGAUCCAUCUCCGAAAGCAGCAGCAAAAGCAGCGAGUCCUCAACCAGGGCAACAUUGCACCCCAAGGCAUGCGUGCCACUCUCCUGGAGAUGGACGCCGUCGCCGAGAUGCAGCGUAAGCAGCGAUUAAAGAACCGCGUCAACCUUGCCUGGGAGGAACAGAACGUCGCCGCCGAGCAAAACAUAUCUGAUGACGAAGACACGCCCCUGGCUGUCAUUGCCGCCUUGCACCAGGGUGCCAAGAACAUGGCCGAUGUCGACCGUCCACUGGGACUCAUGGAGGUUCGCCAGCUGGAAGAAAACGAGCCGCUGAGCCAACGUGCCGCUCGCCUGCAGGGACGAGCCUCUGCUGCCUUUACCGCGAAGCGACAGAGCAAUCUGAGCCUUCCCGCCACGCGCUUGGCCGAAGUGCAACCCCCAGCCCCUUCGCCGCGCAUCGUCGAGCCAGAUGCGAGUGUGGAUGAGGAUGCACGCACCACCAUUGCAGCAGAACCCGAACCUGUGGCAGCUGAGAUUGAGGAAGAGACGCUUGGCGCCAGGAAGCGCCGUCUGGCAGAGUCACAGCUGCCCAAGGCUCGUCCCGUCAGCGGCACCUUUACCGCAGAGCUGCUGAGCCAGUUUGGCAGCCCCGAAGAGUCCAAGACCAAGGGAGGCAAGUCGUCGCCUAAUUUGGGUGUAGAGGACGAAACCUUGGGCCAGCGCCGUCGCCGUCUGCAGGCUGAGCGGGAGGCUCGCGAAAGAGAGAUGAGCUACGGCAAUCUGACUGGCGAAAGAAUGAAUGGCGACCGACCGGUCAGCUACGGCAACCCAACGGUUGAACCGCUCAAGAAGGGCGUGACUCGCCGGGUGAGCAUGGCCGACAUGCUCUCGGUGCACCAAGUCGCCCAAGACCCUCGCAUUGCGGAACAAAGACGCCAACAGGAGGAGCAGAUGAGGAUCGCCGAGCAGAACGCCAGGAUGGCGGCCAUGAGAGCCCAAAUGCCUACCGCCAUCGUGCAGCCGGGUAACCCUCGCACCGGAGGCUUCAAGGGAGGCCUAUACAAUGACGGAACGGGCGGACUCGGUGUGGAGGCGGCCAGGUCGAGCACCGCUCUCAACGCAUUCCAGAGCCGCAGCUUCACCAACACCGGCCCCAGGAAUCGAGCCACCAUGAUGGCGCCGCCCAAUGGGUACGGCAUGGCGCAGGGGGGCUUGCAGCCGUCGUACAGCACGCUCACGGGCUUCAACCCGGCCGCCAUGAACGGCAUGAACCCCAUGGGAGGCAUGAAUGGAAUGCACAAGUCAAUGACCAUGUAUGGCGGCGCUGGCAACUACGGCGGCGCUGGCAACUUGUAUGGUGCCAAUGGCCUCAUCCAGCCGACCGUGGGCAUCCCCAUGUCUAACCCCAACGGCAGCAUGGACCGAGUUGAGAGAUGGCGACAGGGCGUUUUCCCAUAG
Trichoderma virens Gv29-8 is the source of this 4266-nucleotide messenger RNA. RefSeq lists its product as uncharacterized. The record is from RefSeq and is a predicted model, not a curated record. Lineage: Eukaryota; Fungi; Ascomycota; Sordariomycetes; Hypocreales; Hypocreaceae. The coding region runs from base 1 to 4266 and encodes 1421 amino acids. The transcript has a single exon.